GCGAGCAGUAACCUCAGCCCCUGUUUGCUCCCGCAGCAUUACUUCACUGUUAACUUCAAUCAUGAGAACCAGAAGACCCUGGAGCUGAGGACCGAGGAUGCCAAGGACUGUGACGAGUGGGUGGCAGCCAUAGCUCACGCCAGCUACAGGAACCUGGCGACGGAGCAUGAGGCGCUGAUGCAGAAGUACCUCCAUCUCCUGCAGAUUGUGGAAACGGAGAAGACCGUUGCCAAGCAACUCCGCCAGCAGAUCGAGGACGGGGAGAUCGAGAUCGAGCGCCUGAAGGCCGAGAUCGCCUCUCUGCUCAAGGACCAUGAGCGCAUCCAAGCCGGCCAGACCAGCACGCCCAGCGACGAUGACAGUGACAUCAAGAAAAUCAAGAAGGUCCAGAGCUUCCUGCGGGGCUGGCUGUGCCGAAGGAAGUGGAAGACAAUCAUCCAGGACUAUAUCAGGUCCCCCCACGCCGACAGCAUGCGCAAGAGGAACCAGGUUGUCUUCAGCAUGCUGGAGGCAGAGGCCGAGUAUGUCCAGCAGCUCCAUAUCCUCGUCAACAACUUCCUCCGGCCGCUGCGGAUGGCAGCCAGCUCCAAGAAGCCUCCCAUCACGCACGACGACGUCAGUAGCAUAUUCCUCAACAGCGAAACGAUCAUGUUUUUGCACCAAAUCUUUUACCAAGGCCUGAAGGCGAGGAUAUCCAGCUGGCCAACGCUCGUGCUGGCCGACUUGUUCGACAUCCUGCUGCCCAUGCUGAACAUCUACCAGGAGUUCGUGAGGAACCACCAGUACAGCCUGCAGAUCCUGGCCCACUGCAAGCAGAACCGGGACUUUGACAAGCUGCUGAAGCACUACGAAGCCAAGCCUGACUGCGAGGAGAGGACCCUGGAGACCUUCCUGACCUACCCCAUGUUCCAGAUCCCCAGGUACAUCCUGACGCUGCACGAGCUGCUGGCUCACACCCCCCACGAGCACGUGGAGAGGAACAGCCUGGAUUACGCCAAGUCCAAGCUGGAAGAGCUCUCCAGGAUAAUGCACGACGAAGUGAGUGAGACCGAAAAUAUCCGAAAAAACACCGGGGGCCCGGGGGCCACCUCACCCUCCCCCCGGGGCUGCAGCCUCCUGGGGGAACCGGACUGGGAGCAGGCAGGCAGCCGGAUUUAUUUUGCAUGGUCCAGACGCCUUGUCCAUGAUCAUCACCCCAUCCCUGCCCCUGUUCCCGGGGCAGUGGCUGUGGGGUGGGGGGCCAGGGCAGCCCUCAGUCCCCCCAGGGGGGAUCCUGCUGCUGAGCCCCAACUCCCACCCCUGCAGAACGGCGUGAUCUCCCUCAUCGACUGCACGCUGGUGGAGGAGCAGGAGAGCACCGACGAGGAUGCAAAAACAUCAGGGCAAGACAUUGACCAUCUUGACUUCAAAAUCGUAGUGGAGCCUAAAGAUUCCUCAUCUUUUACGGUUAUCCUGGUGGCCUCAUCCAGGCAGGAGAAGGCUGCAUGGACCAGUGACAUCAGCCAGUGCGUGGACAACAUCCGCUGCAAUGGCCUCAUGAUGAAUGCCUUUGAGGAGAACUCCAAGGUCACCGUCCCCCAGAUGAUCAAGUCUGAUGCCAGCUUGUAUUGUGAUGAUGUUGACAUUAGGUUCAGUAAAACGAUGAAUUCCUGCAAGGUCCUGCAGAUCCGCUAUGCAAGUGUGGAGCGGCUCCUGGAGAGGCUGACAGACCUGCGGUUCCUGAGCAUUGACUUUCUGAACACGUUCCUGCAUUCGUACCGCGUCUUCACCACUGCCCUGGUUGUCCUCGACAAGCUCAUCACCAUCUACAAGAAGCCCAUCAGCGCCAUACCUGCACGGUCCCUGGAGCUCCUGUUUGCAAACAGCCAGAACAACAAGCUGCUGUAUGGCGAGCCCCCCAAGUCCCCCAGGGCCAACCGCAAGUUCUCCUCGCCUCCCCCCCUCUCCAUCACCAAGUCCUCGUCCCCCAGCCGACGGAGGAAGCUCUCCCUCAACAUCCCCAUCAUCACGGGAGGGAAGGCGCUGGACCUGGCUGCCCUCAGCUGCUCCUCUAACGGCUACGCCAGCAUGUACUCCUCCAUGGCUCCCUUCAGCAAGACCACCCUGGACAUAAACAAACUCUACGUGUCCAGUAACUAUCCCAACAAAAUCCCUGAUGAAGGAGAAGCCACCUCAGAAAAGCAAGAGGAGUCACUGCCGAGCAAGCAGAGCUCAGAGGUGUCUGUCAGGGAAGAGUCGGACACGGAUCCCAACCAGAGUGAUGAAGCAGAAGCUGAAACUUCCCCAACAAAAUCUCCAACGACUCCUAAGUCCAUCAAGUGCAAAAAUUCAUCAGAUUUCUCGUUGUUUUCUUACAACAACGGCGUGGUCAUGCCGUCCUGCCGGGAGCUCGACAGCACCCGCAGCGCCCUGUCUGCUGCCUCUGCCUUCGCCAUCGCCACAGCAGGAGCCAACGAGGGGACCCCCACCAAGGAGAAGUACCGCAGGAUGUCCCUUGCCAGUGCAGGCUUUCCGACGGACCAGCGGAAUGGAGACAAGGAGUUUGUGAUCCGGAGGGCAGCCACCAACCGGGUCCUCAAUGUACUGCGGCAUUGGGUCUCCAAACACUCACAGGACUUUGAAAGCAACGAGGAGCUGAAGUUCAGGGUGAUUGGCUUUCUGGAGGAGGUGAUUCACGACCCCGAGCUCCUGACCCAGGAGAGGAAGGCAGCUGCCAACAUCAUAAGGACCUUGACCCAGGAGGACCCAGGAGACAACCAGAUAACCCUGGAGGAGGUCGUACAGAUGGCUGAGGGAGUCAAAGCAGAACCUUUUGAAAACCACUCAGCCCUGGAAAUAGCGGAACAGCUGACGCUGCUGGAUCACCUGGUCUUCAAGAAGAUCCCCUACGAAGAGUUCUUUGGGCAAGGUUGGAUGAAGCUUGAGAAGAACGAAAGGACUCCCUACAUCAUGAAGAACACAAAACACUUCAACGAUGUCAGUAACCUGAUCGCGUCUGAGAUCCUCCGGAAUGAGGAGAUCAAUGCGCGGGUCAGCGCCAUUGAGAAAUGGGUGGCGGUGGCAGACAUCUGCAGGUGCCUGCACAACUACAACGCGGUGCUGGAGAUCACCUCCUCCCUCAACCGCAGUGCCAUCUUCCGCCUGAAGAAGACCUGGCUCAAGGUCUCCAAGCAGACAAAGGCUCUGAUCGAUAAGCUACAAAAGCUGGUGUCGUCAGAGGGCAGGUUCAAGAACCUGAGGGAAGCACUGAAAAAUUGUGACCCUCCAUGUGUCCCCUACCUGGGAAUGUACCUGACCGACCUGGCAUUCAUCGAGGAGGGUACCCCGAAUUACACCGAGGACGGCCUGGUGAACUUCUCCAAAAUGAGGAUGAUUUCACACAUCAUAAGAGAGAUCCGCCAGUUCCAGCAAACCUCCUACAAGAUUGAGCACCAGCCUAAGGUGACGCAGUACCUGUUGGACCAGUCAUUUGUGAUGGACGAAGAAACCCUUUAUGAAGCUUCUCUGCGAAUAGAGCCCAAACUGCCUUCUUGAGCCUGAGCAGUGGCCGGCGGCCGCUGGCAUACACACACUAUCCCAUCCUGUAAAUAUCUGUUUCUGUUGGACGCCCUGGAGUGACUCCCACGUCUGUGCUUCUCCAAGCAAACCGCCCCCCUCGUUCUUAGGCCGCAGUAGACCUCGCGUAGGAUUUCCCGCAUCGUUUAAGGUUUCAUGCAUCAACACUUUGCUGGAGUCCCGGUUUCUUUUCGAUGAUGUUAUUUUUGUCAUUUGUUCUUCUCGAGGGGGCUGGCGGUGGGUUGGGGUGAACCCCCGCGUUCCCAGGGGGUCUUGGGCAGCUCGGAGUGGCUCUUGCUCAGGCAGUGUCAGCUGUGACAUCCCUGGGCAAGUUUGGUGAGGCAGGGGAAGAGAAGGCAUUAAAGUUGAUCCCUCCAUGUGAAGCUGCCUGCUCUCUGUGUGCCACUCCCUGCGCUGGCUGGGCAUGGGGGGGCCUCUCGGCCGCUGCCCCCACUCCCUCCUACAUCGGGAAGAUGGAAAAGUCCCUUUGACUCUCCUCGCUGCGUACGGCUCACGACAAGCUUCUGUUGAUAUGCUGUAGAUCCGUAGACCUUGUGACCACUAUGAGUAACAUGAUGUAGAAUUAGAAAAAGAUGACCGAGUGUUUUUAUUACAUAUACUGUAAUCCUGUCUAACCACCUUCUAGCAGGAAUAUAGUAAUGUAGUGCUUAUUCUGUGAAUAUUACCAUGUAUUUUUUACAUUGUACAGUAUAUAAACACAGUUUAACUUUACAGUGGCAGGCAUGCUCCACUCUAACAACCAGAACACUUUUGCUGUAAGCAAUACCUCGUGGUAUGAGAAUUCUCUUUCAAGCCCUAAAACUAUUUCAACUUACAGCUUGUUUGGAAAAAUAUUUCCAUUUUUUUUGUAAAAAUAUAUGUUUCCUGAUUACCUCUUGCUAAUAAAUCUAUUCUAUCUCAG
Messenger RNA from Athene cunicularia (burrowing owl), 4477 nucleotides. RefSeq names its product Ras protein specific guanine nucleotide releasing factor 1 (gene RASGRF1). The transcript is spliced from 25 exons. Lineage: Eukaryota; Metazoa; Chordata; Aves; Strigiformes; Strigidae. Gene Ontology annotation, cellular component: plasma membrane. The annotation marks the transcript as partial. The record is from RefSeq and is a predicted model, not a curated record. Gene Ontology annotation, biological process: positive regulation of GTPase activity; Ras protein signal transduction. Gene Ontology annotation, molecular function: protein binding; guanyl-nucleotide exchange factor activity.